CGAUGAAGCGGCAGAAUGUGCGCACGUUGGCGCUCAUCGUGUGCACCUUCACCUACCUGCUGGUGGGCGCCGCGGUGUUCGACGCGCUGGAGUCUGAGCCGGAGAUGAUCGAGCGGCAGCGGCUGGAGCUGCGGCAGCUGGAGCUGCGGGCGCGCUACAACCUCAGCGAGGGCGGCUACGAGGAGCUGGAGCGCGUCGUGCUGCGCCUCAAGCCGCACAAGGCCGGCGUGCAGUGGCGCUUCGCCGGCUCCUUCUACUUCGCCAUCACCGUCAUCACCACCAUCGGCUAUGGCCACGCAGCGCCCAGCACAGAUGGUGGCAAGGUGUUCUGCAUGUUCUACGCGCUGCUGGGGAUCCCGCUCACACUCGUCAUGUUCCAGAGCCUAGGUGAGCGCAUCAAUACCUUGGUGAGGUACCUGCUGCAUCGUGCCAAGAGGGGGCUGGGCAUGCGGCACGCCGAGGUGUCCAUGGCCAACAUGGUGCUCAUCGGCUUCGUGUCGUGCAUCAGCACGCUGUGCAUUGGCGCCGCUGCCUUCUCCUACUACGAGCGCUGGACCUUCUUCCAGGCCUAUUACUACUGCUUCAUCACGCUCACCACCAUCGGCUUCGGUGACUACGUGGCGCUGCAGAAGGACCAAGCGCUGCAGACGCAGCCACAGUAUGUGGCCUUCAGCUUCGUGUACAUUCUCACGGGCCUCACGGUCAUCGGCGCCUUCCUCAACCUUGUGGUGCUGCGAUUCAUGACCAUGAACGCCGAGGACGAGAAGCGUGAUGCGGAGCACCGCGCCCUGCUCACGCACAACGGCCAGGCGGGUGGCCUGGGUGGCCUGAGCUGCCUGAGCGGUAGCCUGAGCGACAGCGUGCGUCCCCGCGACCCAGUCAUGUGCCCGGCGGCCGCGAGCGGCAUGGGAGUGGGUGUGGGUGGCAGCGGCUUCCGCAAUGUCUACGCGGAGGUGCUGCACUUCCAGUCCAUGUGCUCAUGCCUGUGGUACAAGAGCCGGGAGAAGCUGCAGUACUCCAUCCCUAUGAUCAUCCCGCGGGACCUCUCCACGUCCGACACAUGUGUGGAGCACAGCCACUCGUCGCCUGGAGGCGGUGGCCGCUACAGCGACACGCCCUCACAUCCCUGCCUGUGCAGCGGGACGCAGCGCUCGGCCAUCAGCUCGGUGUCCACGGGCCUGCACAGCCUGGCAACCUUCCGUGGCCUCAUGAAGCGCAGGAGCUCGGUGUGAACCACAGCCAGGCCUGGAGCACCUGUGAGCCAGCGGGGUGGGGGUCCUGCCUGCAGAAGCCGCAGGAGUUGACCGGGAGGCCUCCCCCAAAAGACGCCUUUGGGCCCAGUGGGAAGUCCCCAGUCCACCACUACCACCUCUAUUCUUCCCCAGCCCCUAAUCUCCAACUGUGCGGGCUUGUACCAGCCAACAGGAGGUCGGGCUCUGAGGACCCCUGGAGCCCCUUUCCGAGCCCAACGGAAUUCCGAGAAAUGUGAAACUUGGGAGGUGGGGAAGGCAGCCACUGGGAAUCUUUCAGAAAUCUGAGAAGCUCCCCAGUCCUCAGAGGCCCUGCUGGAACCCAGAACCCUUACCUCCCAAGGGGACUUCUGUUCUCGGUUUUUUGUUUUUUGUUUUCUGGUUUUGUUUUCUUCUACUUUUCUUCUCUUCUUCCUCUUCCUCUUCCUCUUCUUCUUUUUCUUCUUCUUCUUCUUCUUCUUCUCUACUUAUACCUCCCCUGGGCUCUCCAAAGCCCACAAUGUCUUUGUCCAGGUCACCCCCCACUCAGUCCCACCUUGCUCUCUCAUCCCCAGCCAUGUCUCCCAGCCUCCCACUACCUUCUGUGUCUUUUUUUUUUUUUUUUUUUUUUGCAUGGCUAUGCAGUUAUGGAAGAAAAAAAAAAGGAAAUCCCAGCAGUCUCUAAAGCUAGUCCCCAGAGAGCAGGACAGAAAAAGGAAAAAUGGCAGGCCACAGGAGUUAGAGCAGAGUAAGUGCAAAAACUGUGGCUUCCAAUUCUGCAAGGUGGCCACAUCCAUAGGUGAGCUAGCUAUCUGGAGUCUGAUGCUGUGCUCGGGGCUCUUGGGAGACUCCAGCCUUCAGGACUGCCCUUGGAAUGGGAAACACAGACUCCUGCUUGCUGUCUGUCCCUGGCUGCUGUUGCUGCUGCUCACCUCUUCCAUUUAUAGUGAUUUUCAGCACCGGAAACCUGUCCUACCUACUCAUUCACGUGAGUGUCCUAACACUCCGGUUAGGUCACCUGGGCAAUCCUUAUGGCCAUUUUUUCAGAAGAGGAAAACAGGUAAAAAUUACUUGCCCGGGGUGAUGCAAGUCUUGAAGGGGAACGAGAACCUGCAGACUUGUUCCCAGCCCAAGUGCUCUUCUUUCUGGCCCAGCCUGCUCUCAGAAGCAAAGCCCCUGCAGGCAACACCCUGGCCUUGUGUAGGCAGCUGGGGCUUCAACUAGAAAUCUGAAGCCCUAGUCAGAGCCCCCCUGCCAUGGCUCUGCCUCUGCUACUCUUAGCCCAGAGACUGCGGCUCUAAAUGGACCUUGUCUCUGUUCGUAAGCAGGGAAGUCCUUGGGACCCAGGUAAGCAGGACUGAGUCUCAUGGACUAAAAGCCAGGAGUUGAUACUCUGAGAGUUCAGGGAUUGGGCAGAGCAGCCCAGACAGCUGGCAGGUAUAACCUGGGACAUUAUCCCUGGACCAGAAGCCAGGGUGGGUACCUGCAUCCUAAGUUGCUAGAGUAAGGCUUCCACUAUAGCCAGAAACACCCCUCUGGGGGAGAGAAGGUAUAGGACCUGGUAUACCCUCUACCUCCUCCAUUUGUGACCCAGGUAGAGGGUGGCAGACUGUUGGCUUGCUACUGGGGACAAGCUGGAAGAGGGGCAGUGCCCAGGACAACAGAAGGGUAUGUGUGGGGCUGUGGGUGUGGCUCAGAGGCACACUUUCUUAGUGUGCUUGAGGCCCUGAAUCUGAUUCCCAGCACCAGGAAAAGGGGGAAACACUCCCCCCCCCCCUCCAGCAGCCUUCACUCACUGUUCCCAGGCCCAGCUCCUUACUGCUGAGUAAGGCCAGCCUGACCAUUUGGGAAGCUAGAGAGAGAGCCCCACCAUGUCCUCCAGGCCCUGGAGACCCCUAGGUGGAAGGACUGUGACUUGUGUUUAUCCCGUGUCCAUGUGGAAGAGCUGGCCCAUGUGCCAAGACCAGUGGGACCCAGGAGCUGGAGAGGUGCUGUCUGUGUUUAUGUUGGGCCAGAGGCAGUACUUGCUGCCUCUGUCCUGUGUGUGACCCUGCCCUCGAGGGGUCAAGUCCCGUCAGAUCCGAGGGAGCCACAACCAAAGUUACAGAGAGGGUGGGGAAGGCAGCAGAGUGGCCCUAGGGUCUGAGCAUGGGGGACUGCUUGUCUCCUGUAAGGUCUUGCCUAGGGAACUAGAAGGCCACUGUCACUUCCUGUCUCACCCCCUCCCACUGCAGGCAGCCUUUCUGCUUCCCCAAUGCCUUAUGCCUGGGCACACUGCCACAGAAUAUGCAAUAUGUGUGGGUGACAUGCCCCACACCCACCUGGGCAGCCCCUGAGUCCCCAGGCUGUGGCUGCCCUGGCCCCCCUCAGCAGCUCCUGCCCAUCUGUCUUCACACUGAGAUUGGCGCCUAAUAAAUGCUGUCCAUGGAGACCAGG
Messenger RNA from Myodes glareolus (Bank vole), 3665 nucleotides. Lineage: Eukaryota; Metazoa; Chordata; Mammalia; Rodentia; Cricetidae. The record is from RefSeq and is a predicted model, not a curated record.